This is a messenger RNA of Peromyscus maniculatus bairdii (prairie deer mouse), 1998 nucleotides long. Lineage: Eukaryota; Metazoa; Chordata; Mammalia; Rodentia; Cricetidae. The record is from RefSeq and is a predicted model, not a curated record.
CUCAGGGUUUACAGAUGAGGAAGACUUUAAUGACUUUUUCCCCCCCAGAGUCUGUGUAGCACUUUCCUGUACUAUGAAAGCUAGCUAUCAGGGAAGAAGCUUUUGGUAAGUGCCAGCUGGAUUUCUCCAUAUCUUGUGGAUAAAAUGUGUGGUAUCUUCAGCAAUAGUAUCUUAACAUCAAGUUCCUAUGGGCAACCGAGAGCAAUGGCAAUGGCUGGUGUAUUGUUUGGGGUGGUCUCUGGGAUUCCCUUCCUGGGCCACCAACUGGAAGGGAGAUACCCCACACAUGACAGUAAUAAUAAAUACUCCUUGAAGGCCUGUGUCUUAAGAGCUUAGUUGACAAUAUUGGGGACUGUGUCAUGGACUGUAGCAUCUAAAAUUGUGAGCUGAUUUAUCUCAACAUUUGUUAUGGGUGCAGAAAGCUGACUAAGACAGAUAUUCCCCUUAAAAAAUGAUUCAAUUGAGUACCCAGGGGACAAGUUAAAAAAUAGAUGUGUGGUGUGUGUGUGUGUGUGUGUGUGUGUGUGUGUGUGUGUGUGUGUGUGUCUGGCCUAUGUACUGCCUUCUUUCCUUGAGCUGAUGACAAAAAGCUUCAGAGUUCUGUAAAGAAACUGGCUGUGAACAAUAUAGCUGGUAUUGAAGAGGCAACCAUGAUUAAAGACGAUGGAACAGCUCUUUAUUUCAACAAUCCCAAAGUCCAAGCUUCCCUCUUCACUAAUACCUUUGCAAUUACUGGUCAUGCAAAAGCCACACCAAUCACAAUAAUGCUUCCUGGAAUAUUAAGUCAGCUUGGUGCUGACAGCUUAACAAAUGAUAGAAAGUUAGCUGAAUAGUUCCCGUGACAAGUACUGGAUAGUAAAGGACAAAAACUAGAAAAUAUUGAUGAAGAGGUUGAUGAUGUUCCAGAUCUUGUAGAAAAUUUUGAUGAAGCAUCAAAAAAUGAAGCUGACUAAAAUCCCCUGGGUUCUGGAACCUGGCAUGGACUAGAAUUAACAAUCAGCUCUGUUGUUCCAAAGUUUUACAGACACAGAGAACAUCACCUGUUACUAGUCAGUAAUAUAAAUACUUGGAUAUUAAUAAUGCUGUUUGUUCAGCAUUUCUUGAUCAUUUAAUUUUGCAUUUUUCACUUCUUCCCAGAAUCUAUUCUUUUGGUCAAAAUAUGAAGUAUUGGUGCAGUUUGAAGGUGGUUUUUUGGUUUUUUGGGGGGGAACUUUUGGUAUAUAUGUAUAUGUAUGUGUGGGGGGUAUAUGUAUGUGUGAACAUAGUGGACAGCAAAUUGGACAAAGGUAAUAUCUAUCUUCUUCCUUCCCCCAGUAGAAAUAAAACAAAUCUUUACCAAAAAAAAAAAAGAAGAAAAGAAAGAAAGAAAAAGAAAACAUUGAAUUUAGUAAGAUUGACUAAAAUUGUGAAGGGGUGUAUCUAUUAUUCCUAAAGAAUUAAUGGUGAAUUACAGAGAUAUAUAAGAGACAGGUGAAAUCUGGAUAAAUAUCCGGUCUCUAUUAAUAGAUAACCUUACUGAAACUGGAAAUAAUCCUUCAGAAAACAAAAGCAGUGACAUUUUAUAAUUACAUAUUAUUUCAAAAUAGAACCAUGGCCUCAUUUCAGAUAUUUAUAUAGCGGUUAAACUGGUAGAGCUAAACCUUGGGGCUCUUGGUUUUCUUGUUUUCUACUUCUUGAGCUUUAGCCUCAGACUGUAGCUGAGUCUCAUUGCCUCUGUAGUGUUCUGUAUUUACCAGACUCUCAUUCAUAAAUAACUCUGAAAACUGCAAUUUGCAGACACUACAUGAUGCUGAAGUUAACAAAAGCUUCUUCUGGAAUAUUAUAAAUGUGGUUGUCUCAGGGAUGUUAUUCCUGCUGUCAAGGUUUAUAAGCUGCCAGUCUGCAUGUCAGUUAAGGCUCCUUUCUGAUAAUCGGCUUAUUCUGUUUACCAGGAGUUAAGCCACACCAAUGUGUUUGUGUGCUGCCAUUAUCCUUAUAUUUUUUUUAUGUACAUACUAA